GUGUGUCGAACUGGUUAACGCUUCUACCCAUUGUUUUUCAUUAUUUAAUUAAUUUUUGUAAAUAUCUAGUAGGAAGUCGUUUGAAAAAAGUAAAUAUAUUAUAUAAGACAAGGUUAAAAAUGUGAGUGUAUGUCCUGCUAAUUGAAAUAUAUAUUUUUUUGUACAUAAAGAGUGUUAGUUUUUUUUAAAUAUAAUGAACCAUUAUUUUUCCGGUAAAAGGCCCAUCUACACCAGUCGGAACCUGUAGACAUUGCAAUGUUGCCCUCAUGACGUAUGAAACAUCAUUUUGGAGUUAUGAGAAAGCCGAACCAGAACUUGCUGGCUGUUUCUGUGAUGCUGGCGUUCUCGGUUACAACUUUCGUUCAUGUAUUCGUGUUCCCGUUGUACGGUGAGUUGCCCCGCGGGCGGACGAUGCGGCAGGUGAUAGACUUCGAGCAAUCCCUGUGCCGAACCAACGUGCGAGCGAUGCAGGGCCCCACGUGGCGCCACCACUGUCCGCGGCACGGCAUUGUGACGGUGGAGCAGGGCGGUCGUCUCGGCAACCAGAUGUGGGAGUACGCAGCCACAUGGGCCGUGGCGCGCAUGACCAGCCUCGAGCCCUACGUACCCCGCUGCAUCCGCAAGCAGCUGGACGAGGUGUUCCGAGACCUCAGUGUCCCUUCCCUGAGCCAUGUGUCGCAUUGCCCCAUUGACUGGAGCAAUGCAGUCCAUUCUCCUGACCUCUGGAGCGACACCAACCAAAGCAUUGUGUUGCCUAAAUACGGUGUUUUUCCAGACUUAGUGCUAGCCUGGGCAGAGGACAUCCGGCAGGAGUUUAGGUUUCAUGACAACCUGUGGGAGACAAGCCUUAGAGUGCUGGAGGGUGCUGGUAAGUCGGUGAACAGAACUCCGGCCACGUAUGUGGGAGUUCACGUUAGACGGACGGAUUAUCGUGAAUAUUUGUGGCGCACUCGCAAAAUAAUUCUUGCGGGUGCAGAUUACUUCAUCAAUGCCAUGGAGUACUUCCGGGCCAAAUACGGUGAUAAUGUGGUAUUCUUGAUAGUGAGUGAUGACCCAAGUUGGUGUCAGCAAAACCUGGUAGCCGACCAGGGUGAUGUGUUUGUUGUGAGCAAAAAUGGUAUUUCUAGCCCUGGGCAAGAUCUUGCCAUAAUGGCAGCAUGCAAUCACUCAAUCAUUGAUUAUGGAACGUUUGGAGUGUGGGGUGCUAUCCUGGCUAGCGGGGAAACUAUUGUGUACAAUGUAUCGAGACAUGCAUCUUUACGAGUUGCUGAACUGCUUCCAAACUGGAAUGUUUUAAACUAGCAAGGAUGAUAAUUGUGGAGAUUAUUUAUUUUGUAAAAAAAAAUGUUUAAAAGUAAAUCCCAAAACUGCUAUUUUGGUAAUAUUCUUACAGCACAGCUUUUCCAUGAAGUAUAAUAAUAUUCCCAAAGUACCUUUUUCGAAAACUAGAGAUAUUCGUGUAUUCAUCCUGAAAACAGUGUUUUUUGUUUCAACUGGUUUCUGAAAAUUCACAGUUUAUAUCUUACAUUACAAUACCUGUGCAUUGAAAUGGCUGCUGUCAUUUUGUAUCAUUUAUAUGUUAUAUUAGGUAGCCUGUGCAGUGAUGUGGCUGCCACCAUUGUGUUUUAUCUCAAUAUGAUUCUGUGAGACUCAGUAUAUAAGUACUUGUAUAUUUUGGAUUUGGAUUUGGUGAUGCAGUGGAAGAUAAAUAUAAAUUAUAAAAAAAAAAAAAAAACUACUUGAGUCCCAACUGAGCAUCCAAACCCAAGCGACAACCCUUGACAGGGAUUUUUUGUUAGUAUGGAGGUGCGAAGCGUCGACUUGCUACCUACGUGCGAUAUCGUGUAACCUGAUGUUAAAAAAUAAAUUUUUAUGUUUGUUACACGUAAUGACAAUUCCUGUUAUGUGUCAGGUUACGUGUAGGGACUGCUGUAUUUUUUUUUUAAAGUUAUAUUUACCUUCCAAUGCUCACAAUAUCUAGAUACAAAAUAUACAUGUUUUUAUGCAUGGGAAACCAUAGAAUCUGCAACGCAAUUAAAGCAGAGCAUGGCGGUAGCCAGUAUUAUGCACAGGUAUUGUAAUGUAAGCUAUAAAUGAAAUUUUCUCAGAAACCAGUAAGAAUUUAAAAAUGCUGUUUUCAGGGUAAAUACAGAAACGUCUCUAGUUUUUGAAAAAAUACUAUCUGAAUUAUAUUAUUACUUCAUGGAAAAGCAGAUCUGAAAGAAUAUUACAGCUGUUUUCUCUGUUCUAAUUUUAAUUGAUUAUAUCACAAAAUAACCAUUUUUGAUUCCAAUUAUUUACUAAAAUUUGUUAUUUUUUUUUUACCAAGUAGCACCAAUCUGCAUGGAGGGUGCACCUGUCUUAUGGGUUAAGUAGUCAACAAAAAAAGUAUUUUUUUUUUAAAUGUCUCUAAACUCCACAGUUAUCAUAAAAAUUCUUAGUUAUGCCUUAUUCAGCUUGCAGUAUACCUAAAGUUUUUAAAAUUUCACGUGUUGUGUAUCAUAACACAAAUAUUUCUAACAGUGUCAAUAAUUGUCUCAGCCAUGAAAGGAGUGAUUUUUGUAUACAAGCUGAAAACUUGUAGGAGAGUCUACCUUUGGUCCCCUUAUUAUUUGUUAAUGUUUUUUUUUUUUUUUCCCCAUUUGCAUUGCAAGAUAAACUUACACAUGGCCUUUUGCAACUUUCCAAACAGUAAAUGAACUUGAAAUCUUGUGAGUAAUCAUCAAGAAACAUUUACUUAUGCCUAGCACUGUCUAGAAAUUAUUAUUUUUUUGUUUUAUCUCUGGAUUUCUUUACCAAACAUGGGUCACAUUCACAAUAGUGCAUGCACAGCACAGAUUCAGUAAAUAACACCACACACAAAUUAAUCAUUAUUCUAUAAGAUAUUUCAGAAUGUGAGAUGUGAAACACAAAAAUUUGAUUGUGAAGUAGGCUACCAAUUUUUUAAAUUUUUUAAAUUUACAUUCUGGAGAAGCUACAUAACAAUAGGCGCCAAGAUAUAGAGCAAUUCAAAUUAAUAAGUUAACAUACAGUUAUAUUACAUAAAGUUAAGAUGGUUUAAAACCAUAGUUGACAUACAAGAACUGUGAGCAGAUGAGUGAAUCAAUUACUAUAUUAUAUAUUUUUUUGGGUUAUUAAGGCUUCCGUAUGGUGAUUUUAGACUAAUCGGGUGAGUGGAUUUCAAACUAAACUUAAUCUUAUCUUAUGGAUAUAAAAUCACCAAUUUCAUUUAUGCCUUAGACAAGAUCCGAACCCAGAACUCAUCAACCAGCUGUGUUUUGGAGGUCAGCUGUAGGGGAAUGAUUCUUUUGGACAUAAUAUUAUUACUUUGGGAAAAAAAAUUAGAAUUCUUGGCUUUCAUGAUUAAAAUUUAUUGCAAGUAAGCCAUGUGUUAGUGGAUUGGUUUUGCAGGCAAUUUGUACGGCAAUCAGUUAUGUGUAAUUAUCUGACUAAUUUUUGAUAAAACUGUAUUCAGAAUCUAUCUAAAAAUUACUUUGAGGAUUUUCUUUUUAGUGUAUUUUUUAUGGCUGUAGUUUUAAUUCAUAUUUAUGAUUGACUAUAUAAAUAUAGUGUUAUGAUGAUUGUGUAAAAUUGAACAUAUCUAGUUAAAUUAGCAUUACCACUUACUUGCCAAGCAGUUUGAAAAAUACUUUAGAAAGGUGACAAAUUUAUACAGUUAAAUUCCUAACAAAAUGGUAUUGUAUGUUCUGAGAAGAGAGAAAGUAACCAAGUACUUUUACAUUUUGGCUGUUCAUUCAGACCAAAUUUGCUAUCAAUAUUUUAUAUAAAUGUUUAAUAUUUGCAUAAGAUUAUAUUUAUGUACUAUAACUGCCAUGUAAAAUUGUGACUCAUGCUCUUUCAGUCUGGUAUAUCUGUGAAUAUAUAUAGUAACUAAUUGUUAUCCAAGUGUGUGUUCACUAAAGUAUUUUCAGAAUUGUAGUUGAUGUUAAGAAUAUUUAUACUAUUAUGUGUUUUAAAGACUGGGUAUUUUUGUGUAUUUUAAGAUAAAUAUAGGCUAUAUUGAUGUUGCUUUAUAGUUCAUACUAAAUUGUAUCUGUAUAUUGAUGUUAAUGUGCUGGUCCACUUGUAUCAAGCAGAAUGUUAAAAAUGAUUGAUUCAAUUAUGUUUUUGUUCCUUCACAAGUAGAGUUUUCAGAUAUCUUCUUUUUUUUUAAUUGUUAAAUUUUUGUUCUUUUAUUUUCUCAUGUACUAUUUUUUAAACUCUUUGGUGAAGUAAUUCUAAUUACCUAAUAGUUUUUUCAAGUGAAACUUCUUUGGGUGCGACGAGAGUAAAAUUUCAAGGCAGCAUUUUAAUGCGACGUUUUAAUGAAACAUUUCUGAUGCCAAAAAGGAUAUUAAGAGAGAGCACUAAGCUAUAUACAUUGCUGGGCUUGUUUUCGUUCACCUCUUUGUGCAAUGAUUCGCCCCCCCCACUCAAAAAAAAUAUAGAGCCGAGAGAGGUUGAUGAACGAAAGACUAAGAGAGCGUGUGCAUGCACUAGUUUAAAAUAGAUAUAGAGGUAUCCUAUAGUCAGCUGUGAGUACCUUAAAUUUUAUAUUUGCUAGCAUGCUCGUGUUCCUCCUUGUUCAACCAGCAGCAUAGAGAGCGCUGUUGAGACAGUCCCUGUAUUUCCCGCAUAGAAAGGGCUACCUGUUAUGAAUUUCAUAAUUCGUUCAGAGAUUUGGCAUGUUCCAAAUGGCAGUAUUGUUUGAAGAAACAGUAACAUGCACAGUUUUUAUUUAUGGUAUAUUUAAACAAUGAGUAAUAUUUAUUGUUAAUUAAUCAUUAUUGAUGGAUCAUUGAUUAUUAAUAACCUGAGCAGUUAUUUUGAAGUGAGGAAUAAUUUUGUUAAAUCAUGUUUAUUUAGAAAAUUGUCUUCGUUCUCUCUUUUUUUUGUCUCUCUGCCGUUUUACCCCUCACAAUAUACUUUGAAUUGCCAAAGAAGUUUCACUUCUAUCACGUGUACUGAGUUACGGGCACUCUUUUUUUUUUUUUUAAUACAGUAGUGAUGAGCAAACGAAUCAUUCGACCGACUCUAUUAAUUUGAAUCAGUUUAAUGUAAUGAUUCGUUCAAAUAAUUUGUACAUUUUGUUCAAUGGGUCUGCCAAUUCUCAAGCGUCAGUCAUAACUCGUCCAUCCUUUAUCUAAGCAAUCAAGUACCCGUUACGUGUAGUUGGCUGGCCUAGUCGCCUGGCUGGUUAUAAUAAUCUGGUCGGCUCAGAUAGCAGAAAUUCCAGCUGUAUGGCUGUAUACUGACUGUUUCAAAAAUGUUUGUGACCACAUUACUGAGCUCUCACAGAUUAAAUUAGUAAAAAAAAAAAAAACUCUGAUAAUACAUGAAUAAUAAUUGUAACUCAAUACUUGUUGAGUCGCUAACCCCCACUGCCACCCCUUUUUAUGUUAUCCUUUGUCUUUGAUAAGGUACUGUUUGCUCUUGUGAACACGUGAUGUUUCAAUUCCUGAUUACUCUGACUCCCGACAUCAGGAGUCAUUUCUGUCUAGCUAUCAGAUAGUAAACUAUCAAAAACAGAUUCAUUUUCAUAGCAAACAAAUCAUAUGCUUUUAUUUGCUCAAAGAUCCAUUCAGUUUGAACGAAUCAUUCAUGAAGACUCAUUACUAAAAUACAGUACUUCUCGCCUUGGGGAAACUUACUAUUCACUGACCCCAAGUUAGACAGUGACAUAAAUAAUACGUAAAAUCGUUAAUGUAUUACAAUUUUUUUUUAAAUUUUACCCUGGACUGUAUUGUGCACUUUUAACUAUUACUAGGCCAGUCAAUAUCUUAACAAAGUAUAUAAUUGAAGUAAGAUCAUAAAACAAGGGUGCAUUAUUUAUCCUCUUUUGCUGUUAUUUAGUUGUUCAUUUGUUAGUCAUCUGAUCACCCUAAUCACAUGUGACAUGUUACAUUAUUUAACCUUUCAUUUCUAACAGAUAUAUAUUUCAAAAGUAUAAAUAUUAUUUAGAAACUUAGCCUUGUUUUGUUAUCACUGAAUAAAGUGUAUUUUUGUAAUUGGGUAGGUUUAACUACACUUAAAACAAAGUUGUAAUGAGAAUUUUGUGUGUGUGUUUGUCAAAUUUUCUAAGCAUUCUUUACAAGUAGUGUUUAUAGUUGAAACCAAAUAAAAUUCUGUAUUUUUAGGGGGGGGGGGGGAGGAUUUGUUCUUCUGCAAUGUAUGUUACUGAAACACUGACAACAAAGGUGCCAUAAGUUGCAUGCAUUUUGGAUUGUAGUAGCCUUGAAGGCGAAUAUUUCCACAGAUGUUUCGGUCGACCUUGCAAACAUCAGGGAGUUACCUACCAAGGUUCUUGGAAAAUCUCCUGCCUUUAAAUUCUCUUGUCGAGAGGGGUGUGGUUUCUGAUUGGCUUUAGCUGUAUAUAGGUUUUGAUAAAUGUGGCUUCCAUUUGUAUUUCUUAUAAGUAAAAUUUCAAAAUGAAUGACUAAUUUGUCAAAAAAGAAUUAGCUUUUCAAAAAGGCUGUCAUAUGUUGGUGAAUAGAGCACAUGAAAGACUUUAGAAUAGUGUAUUUUUAAAUGGUGGUAUAAAUUCUAAGAGUAUUUCAAUUCCAUUAAACACUAUAUGUUUAUCUGAAGGGCUUCAUGAAGCAACUUGUCUGAAUCAAUCAUUUAUUUCUGUAUUUUAAUGUGAAUUUCUCUUUCUUCUGUGUGUGCUGGUAUUUUAUAUAGCAGUCUGUUCUGUGAUUUUAUUAUCUUGUGGAUUUUACAAUGUGGUAUACUGUUGCCAUUUAGAAUUUUUAUCAUGUGAUAUAUAUUGAUUAGCACCUGUGUGGCAAAUAGGCUGAAUAUUUUCUGACAAUUUGUGUUAGUGCUCAAUAUAGAAUUUGAUGUUGGUGGUAAAUAAUUCAAGUUUUUUGUUAUUUCUUAGUGACCAAGUAACAUUAUACACUUGCAUUGUAAAAGUUUAAAGUUGAAAGUUGGCUGCGAGGCAUUAGUUGUGCAAUGGUAAAUGGCCAAGAAAGAUUGCACCAUCUAUUCAAGCUGAAUAGUUUCUCAUUUCUGCAAUGAAUGUCACCAUAUGAUGUGUUGACAGGUUGUAUCACAAAACACUCUCAUCAUUUAGAAUUGUUUUUUACAACAUUGAAAUGAUUGAACCAUGCAUUGUGUGAUUUCACUUUGCAUGAGGCAAGUGCUUAUGGUUGUUUCAUGAGAAAGAGGCUUGUAGUUCACUUUUAGUUGGCAGUUACAUCUGGGACAGAGUGGAUUCAUUGUCACUUUAAUGCCUGCUUGUGCAGUCUUAAGAAUCAUUUCUUUUGACUAACCUGCAAAGUUUUACCUCACAUUUUCCAUGCCUGAUUUUGCAAGUAGGCCUAAGUCCCAUGGUGUAUAUUUGUCUGUCAAACUACUAAUCCCACAGUUAUCUUUUCUAAAUUUGUGGGUGCCUUGCCAAAUCAAGAAAAUAUUACAGAAUAUAAUAUCAGUAUAAAAAUUCUAUAAUUUUUUUCCAAAAGGGAAGGACUACCAGGUGUGAAAUGAACAUGUAAAUCAUUGUUCAUGCAUAUGGAUUCUGACUACUUCAGCAAGUGACACACCAAAUUUUGGCUACAUUGCCUAGUUUAUAACUGUUCUUGAAUACCCUGCGUUUUAAGUUUGGGUAUCUUAACACAGAAACAAACCUUUUCGAAACUGUUACUGCUCAUGCAGCAUGAUACCAGAGCUUCAAAACUGCCAUAACCUUCAGAGGGAACCUAUAGUGAAAUGUUUCCUUAUGUAUUUCUGCAAUGAAACAACACAAUGCAUAUUUCUGCCAUACAAGUACCCAAAGCAUUUAUAUUUUGUAAAUAAUGUACCAUAUUUCAAAAUGUCUGUGAUAAAUAUUGUAUGUUAACACUGUGGAUAUUGUAGAGAAUUGGUGUUAAUAUCAGUAUCUGCUCAAUUGUUGCAUUCCAAAGUAAUUUGUGCCAACAUUCAUCUGAAAAAAUAAAUUAGUUCUGCAUGAUAGUAUUGCAUUAUAAUAUAUUAUGUAGAAUAAAAUAAAGGUUUUGUAUUAAUCAGUAAGUGAACCAAGAUGUGUUUUAAUUACUAUAAACAUCAUGGGCCCCAGUUUUUUUUUUACAGAUAAGAGGAAAAAUCUUUAGUUAAUUAUUGUAAUGAAAACAGAUUUUAUCCUUAGAGCCAUAAUUUUCCAGAACAAAAAUUAUUUGUGCUAUCUUCUUUCAUAUUAAAAUUGCUCAUUGUAAUUACCACUGUAAGUAUCUGGGAUGCUUGUUUUUGUGUGUUGACUAACUAUGGAUGUGCCUACCUGCUGUGGUUUCACUUCAGGUAGAGCUUGCCUACUUUGGUGCUGAUGAGGAGUAUCCAGGUACUUGCAGUGAACAUUUUGAUCUUGUUUUUGUUUAAUUUUGUAUUGUGUUUAAAUAUUCUGUUUAUGCCCACUGUUAAAGCUCUAGACUGUUGGUAGGCAUGUUACAUACUUAAAUAAAUAAAUAUUAAUUGCUUACAUGAUCAUGUAACUUUUUUUUUCCAGAACAUACUAAGUGCAAUAGUUCAUAAAUAAAAUACAAUACUUUUUCUAUGUAAUUUUAUGUCCUUUUUGUGGUGUGCAUGCGCGCACGAUCGUAUAUACGUGUACACCUACAUACACAUUCAUUUAUGGUUUUAAUUUCUAACACAUUUUUCUAUGAAUCAUAAAACUAAUAUUGUGAUAAAAUACAGAGUUGCUGAUAAUGCUUGGUUUCCCUUAAAUGCAUGCAGUGUCUGUGAAAAAAAUGUGUUAUACUUUAUUUUGGUAGGCUGCAUGUUUGUGUGAGCACCUUUGUGUCAGUCUAUUUUGUUAUUGGUUUCUGAUGAUACACCAUUAGUGGCAUCUUUAAAAAAAUUUCCAAACACGAUUACGAAAUUACAUUUAUUCAACAAAUUUUUCUUGCCAAAAAAAGAUCAUUUCUCAAGUAAUACUGUUCUAAGUAAGGUCUUUGUAAACAAAAUUUAUUCAUAAAAAAAUAAGCUACUGAUUGGCUUUAACUAAAAGUAGAAAUGGAACAGUUUUCAUGUAGUGAAAUGUUAAAACAUUAAAAGCUGAGCACAUCAAGGCCAUCAAGAGCAAGAAGGUAAACUUUCAAUGCUUUUCAGUGCGUGCCUCUCCUUGGCAUGAAGCAAUUUAGCUUAUCAACAAAGAGAAGACUUAGGCCUGAUCAACAACCUUGGAGUGGCAGCUGAGCUUAUUGUUUGCUUUAGUUUCACAAUUUGCAUUAAAUGGGUGUUACAAAGUGUUUUUAUCAAACGGUAAAAAAAAAAAAAUGUAGGUGUGUGCCUAUCAUCAAAAGUUUAAUGUAAUUAUGAUUUGUGACAAGUGAAUCUUCAAUGCUUUUGUCAUUAAGGUGGCAACCUGGCUGUAUUAAUGAGCUCUAGGUGUUAUGCAGUAACCCUUUAUAUGUAGUAUUCCAGCAUAAAAUUAUAAGGUUGUGGCUUAAGUUCCGCGCAUUACUGACACAUAAUGGCUGAGAGGUGUGUGAUGCGCAAGCAUUGUCACCUUUAACACCCUCGUAGUUUCAGACCUCAUGCACCUGGCCAGAUGCCACCUUAAUGUGACUUAUGACACUUAAUAAAAGACGUGUUACAUUAAACUUUCUCUACAUUUA
Molecule: messenger RNA, 9590 nt
Organism: Bacillus rossius redtenbacheri
Lineage: Eukaryota; Metazoa; Arthropoda; Insecta; Phasmatodea; Bacillidae
Product: galactoside 2-alpha-L-fucosyltransferase Sec1-like
Exons: 1
Coding region: 274-1302 (342 amino acids)
Biological process (GO): carbohydrate metabolic process
Cellular component (GO): membrane
Molecular function (GO): galactoside 2-alpha-L-fucosyltransferase activity
Source: RefSeq, a predicted model, not a curated record